Molecule: messenger RNA, 1384 nt
Organism: Mycena citricolor
Lineage: Eukaryota; Fungi; Basidiomycota; Agaricomycetes; Agaricales; Mycenaceae
Source: the annotation of a GenBank genome assembly
GUAGGGUUUCCUGCACCGACACGCAUGCCCACUUCUCACGCCUCCGCCUCCAGAAACCCAGGGCGCGAUCACGGACGUACUCACGGGCCGUGCUCUUAUUCAACCGCUGCAAUGUUGAGCGUACUGGCGGCAAUCCUCGCCUUUGUCUGCGUCUUCAUUGGCCUCCCCUCGCCAGUGAAACCCGACCCGCUGUCGUCCACAGCGGCACAAGUGGCAUCAACAUCUUCAUUCAACUGCGCCUCCCCGCCCUUGAACAACUGCUCUUUCUACGCUGAGUGUCUAGAAACGCGGUACCACUGCGGGCCGCAGGGCUACCCCAUCGGAUACGGCCAGAAAUUCUGCACCAAGUUCCAAGCCCAGGCUACACGUUUCACGCCCGCCGGACAGACGUGGAUGGUCAACACGAUGCAUUGCUUGCAAGAGGCGCUGGUGCCCGAGGCUACGGGCUCUGCUAAUUCGUCGACGGACUGCAGCGCGUUGGAAGAUAGAGCGUUCUCGACCCACGCUCCAUGUUACAUCAAGAACGGUCUCUGCACGCUGCCACCUAUUGAUUGGGACGAGAUCAUCGAUGUCGUGGGUGUACAGACACUGUUCAAUUCUUGGGAUGCUCUGAAGGCGUCGCUUGCUGCUGGAGUGGACUGCUUGGAGUUCUACGGGCAUCUAGUAGCACGGUUGCUCUAGUGAUGAAGUGGAUUCAUUGGCUCAUAGCUGUGAAUGCAUUGAAGUUGUAAACAGCUGGGCGAUCGGUGAAACAGAAUCCUUUGGCUUCACAUUGAGCUACGAUUUGUCCUUUGCGCUCCAGUGUCACCAGCAUGCUGCCGCCGACGUCAAGUGGAUGAGACAACUUGUUGAUGCCGUAGCUAAUGGAGGUGAACGCGGGAGCAUUCUCGCCGCUACGCAAGCAGACAGUUCCAGCUCCGGACGACAGGAUCAGAACCCAAAACACAUCGUCCGUCUGGUAUUGACCGUUCAGACCACAUCGGGACUACGAUGGCCUGAAGCCUACCAAUUCCCAAUUCUCUGGACGGGGGACAGAGUCGGGAGCUGUAGCCGAUCGCGUGUGCGGGCGUCCCCAAACAAAAAUCUCGUCGCGCUCGAUCCUAGGAUACACCCCGUCCUUGAAGGCUCGGAUGAAAAACGCACUCAGCCGCAGCCAGGCUCCGUGCGGGAACCCGUCGACCCAGGCCUCGGAAUUCGGCUGCGCACCGCGAACGGUAGGGCAGAUGUAAUGCGAUUCUCCGUAGUCUGGAUGGACAUCAGCGCCGAUAAGGGAUUCAUUUCAGUGUAAAUGCAACCCACCAUUCCACGAGAUUAUCUGGAUGAUAUCGAUCGCAUCGCGGCGCGAGACGAGAUCCUCCCAUCGACGGACAAAAAGCCAGUCAUC